GCCAGCCUCUCACAAGCUUCAGCUGGCUGGGAAACGCCAGGCAGAUGCUGGGCUAGCUGGCCACUGCAACAGGUAAACAGCCCUCCCUCCAUCACCCCCUCCUCGCUGCCCUGCCUGCCCCCCGCAGCCCGGCUCCCUCCCCUUUCGCACCCUCCAAUUCAGUGGGUGCUGCUGAGCCCUUUGGAAAAGAAAAAGAACUCCAGCUCCCACCGGCCGCCAAACCCUGGCCCAAGCCGGCACCCUCUGCGUCCCAGCCAGCCACAGAGAGAGGAGACACUCGGUGCAGUUUGGAUACUGUCGGAGCAAGAUCUGUCGUCCCGCUACGGGUCUUGGUCCCGAGGGCGUCCCGCAGGCAAAGGGGCCAUCCCCAGAGGCAGAGCCCCGAGGGGAAAGGAUGCGCUAGGAGCUCAGCCAGCGGCUCCAUGCCUGCCCGCAGCCAGUCGUGCGGCUGCAGCCGGGGGCCCAAUGUGGAGCAUGGGAAGUGGUAUGGGGUCCGCUCCUACCUGCACCUCUUCUACGAGGACUGCACCGGUGCCAGUCUGGCUGACGACAUGACCGAACCCCCAGUCUCCCGUGCCCACGGCGGAUGGCCCUCCCUCGUCUGGAAGGUGAGUCUCUCAGCUGGAGUGCUGCUCUUGCUGAUUGGAGUCGCAGCACUGGCCACAGGGUACCUGGUGCCCCCGAAGCUGGAGGGCAUCGGAGAGGAAGAGUUUAUGGUGCUUGACCUGCAGGCGAUGGCGUAUAACCAUGCCCUGGUGACCUGCAGACUGGUGGGCACUGUCCUGUGCGCCGUGGCCGGGGCCCUGGGGGCUGCGGGCGUCCUGGCGUGCAUGCUGGGCAGGGCUGCACGAGGGGGCGAGGAAGAGGAGGAGCAGCAGCUGUCGCCCAUUCUGCGGGAGAGCCCCCUGAAGAAGCACAGCACCAUCAUCGUGCCGCCGGCGGCAGCAGCAGGAUCACCGGCCGUGCCCUUUGGCACUUCGCAGAUACAAAACAUACAGCCAAAGAGGGACACACGGCUCCCCCUCCUGCCCCCUUCCACCGCUGCACCCGCACCCUGAAGCAAAGAGCUCUUGUGUCUCCCCCCCGUGUUACUGCUACACCCCGAUUAACAGCCCCACUGCCCCUGGCUCUAAGGAGCCCCGAUGUGUCACCAUUCAGCAUUAGCAGGAGGAAGGUGGGUGCAGCACCUGGACCCCUUCCCGCUGCUUCAUCUGCAGAACCUGGGGAGCUGCAAGUGGCUAAAGCUGAGCCUUCCACUGGGGAAGGGAGGAGUGUGGAGGGAGGCUCUGGCCUGGCCCCCCACGUGAGAAGAUCUGAGAACUGCUGGAGGUGCCUUCUGGCCAGGCCACCUGGCUCAAGCCAGAACAGAAAUGCCCCACCUGAGCUCAGGCUGCCUCAGCCUUUAAGCCAAUAGGAUCAUCUCAUGCCACAUCAUCUGGAGGCUGGACUACAGCUGCAACCUACCAGCAAGAAGGAAACUGUGUUCUGAGGUAGAGGUGGAGUACGAUUGGCCAUCGCCUAAUGGACAAAGUCCCAACUUUUCUGUGGUCCACCUUCCUCUGCCCUGCUUCCUGGUCAGCUGUGACUGAUGAAAGUGUCUGAGUACCGGUCCAGCAAUGUCCUCCUUCCGUGCUGGUUCAAUAAAGAUACAAAGAAACU
Molecule: messenger RNA, 1659 nt
Organism: Chelonia mydas (Green sea turtle)
Lineage: Eukaryota; Metazoa; Chordata; Testudines; Cheloniidae
Gene: NRSN2
Product: neurensin 2
Exons: 3
Coding region: 423-1058 (211 amino acids)
Biological process (GO): nervous system development
Cellular component (GO): neuronal cell body; neuron projection; transport vesicle
Source: RefSeq, a predicted model, not a curated record